Molecule: messenger RNA, 12594 nt
Organism: Paramecium tetraurelia
Lineage: Eukaryota; Ciliophora; Oligohymenophorea; Peniculida; Parameciidae
Exons: 9
Source: RefSeq, a predicted model, not a curated record
AUGAAUUAAAAGAUUACAUCAUCUUUGAUAGUAUUCUUAAUUUGUCUUUCAAUUGUGAAUGCCAAGUCAACGGGGUGCUCUUCAAAAGUGGAGCAGUUGCAACUAUUUCCCACGAAAGGUGAAAAAUUGCGAAUCAAUCUACAUGAUAAUCUAUUUGAGGGAGAGGAUCUCACAUAUGAGUUGCAAGACACAUAUUUUAAAUUAAUUAAUCCUGUACAAAAUACCGGAGGCAGCUCAACUCAUUAUAAACCUGCAUCGAACAUCAGGGCAGCAAAGCCAUAUCACACAAAAAAAAUGCAAUCUUGGUUGAAUUCAUUUGUAUUCUUGGACCAAAACGCACUGGAAGUGUCCAUUUAAUAUUCAGAGGGAACUGCCUUGGACAAAAUUCCAACUCCAGGUUUCGGGACCAAAGUAGUUAUUGCAAAUGUGGUCGAUAAUCUAGAGUGUUAUGACGUAGAAUACAUUGAUAACGAUAAAUUUAUAGUGGAUUGUCAAAAGGAAGUCACAGAGAAGUUAAUCAAAAAAUAAAUUGAUGUGUUCUAUAUUUACUCAAAACAAUCAUAAAAAGUGACAUCGUUUGAAGAUGAAGCAUCAGUCAAAAUCUACAAUUAAAGACGUAUAGGGUUAUAUUACUCAACCAGUGCAUUAGGAAAGGAAACUACUUACAUUGUGAGAGUUACACCAACCUAUUCGUUGGACCCAAAUGAAUAACUCUCUGGAAAUUCAAUCGUAUAAGUUUACACAUUGAGUGACAACUACUAACCCUUGCCUCGUCCAUAUAUUCUAGACAAUGUGACUAUGGCAUUUCUAUUAGGCAAAACUGAUGUAGAACUUUCAAUUGUGGAUUUCGAAAUGACAUACAAUGGAUACAUUUUCCUAUUGGAUGCCCAAUACGGUCUCUUUGUGGUCAAAUUCUAACCAACUGGAAAGUGGGAAUUAUUUGCACAAGCCGACUUUUAAUUAGGCAGAUCCUUUGCUUUCGAUAUCGAUUAUGAACACAAAAAAGAUGGCUCAGAACUUGGCGUAGUUGCAGUUCUUGGAUACAACUUCUUCGCUAUUUUGGAUACAGAAAAAUCUUAUGUUCACAACCUUCCAUUUAUGUAGUUGGAUUACCCAGCCACUAUUAAAAUAUCAUAAGACAAUAUCAUAGUAAGAAGUGACAAGUAGGUUUAUUUCUAUAAACUUGAUGUGGAUACUGACACCAUCUACCUAAACUAUAAGGUGGACAUUCCUUCCACUGAUGUCUUAUUGGUGAAUCCAUAAGAACCAGAUCUGAUCCAAAUUAGUACUUAAAGUUCAAACAGAUACACUAUUUCCAAUGGUUAUUUAGCAUACAACGGAAGUGAUAAGGUCUAAGACAAGAAGGUGGUUGCUAUCAAGGCCAAAGCUCCAAAUAAAUAAGAAUGCUAAGUCUUCCUUUCAUAUCAAAUUAUUGAAGAUAAUGAAAAUUGGAUUUAUCAAUUGUUUGAUAAACCUGUGCCUUUCCCAAAUGUGAUUGCUGAUGGGGAAACUGAUUAAGUUUUGAAAAAAUUAGCAUCUGGACCAAAUCUCUAAUAUAGAUUAGUUAAACCAACUUAAUUGGAAGCCACAAAUAUCAAAGCCACCAUUAGAUCAAGAGUUGAAUUAAGUCUAAAUCAAGAGCUACCCAAAAAUGUAAUUUAUGCAGAGAUUGUAUCAACAGAAGACGAUACUCAAUUCUAUUAAGUUUUGUAGACUCAGGAUUUGAAGGUUCAAAUCUUAAAUUGUGUUCACAAUUCUAUUUAUGUUGAAGAUGCAUUUUGUGAACUCUUAGUAGCAGAUAUAGGAAUCUCAAGCAAAGUCAGUAAACAGAACUUCUCCAUUUGGAACAGACAGGGCAUAAUAUAUUUCAUGUACAUCAGUGAGUAAUACAAUGUUGUGAUUCGAGCAAUUCAUAAUGGUGCAAUAACUCCAGUGAAGACUAUAUCAUUGGAUUCUACAGACACAGCAAACAAGAUUUAAAGUAUUUUAAAUUGUGGAGAUUAUCUUUUGGUUCAUAAGGCCAAUAAUGAAAUCGUAACAUUCUUAAUUUACAGACCAGAACUAUUCGCACUCACAACUUUAAACAAGAAUUCCUUCUCACAAUAUGGUUACAAUGAAGAAUGGGAACCAAAAGCACUCUUCACAAAUAAAAAGUUGCAUCCAAAUAUUCUGUUCAUCUUACACAAAAAUCAUAUCUUGAUGUUGGAUACAGAUUAUGGAAUGUUUUCAUUCAUUAAAACCAUUCCAAUUACUCCAAAUCUAGAUUAUUCAAUUGCUAUUGGAUAAAGUACAUUCUUUGUUGUCCAAGGAAAAUCAGCUCAAGAUGUCUAUGAUGCUUAAAUCUAUGAAUACAACUUUGCAGAAAUCAAUCAUGUCUAUUUGUAGAAGAAAUUGUACUUGUAUUGGUAUGACAUAUCUACUCCAUUGAACGUUGAUUUCAGCGAGGAAACUGGUAAUUUGUUUGUCAGAGGAGUCUGUCUAUAUUGCAGUAAAUCCUUUAUCUUGGUAUUCAAACCCAACACUCCUCAACACGAGGCCUUGGUCUAAGCUUGGGAUAUUGCUGAUGUCGUUAUUCCAGAGACAAAAUCCAUCUUGAUUGCUGCUAAUGGAUUCAAAUAAAACUAUUUAUACUUGAAUGUUGAAGGUGAACAAUCAAUCUUUGCAGUUUACGAUCAAACCACAAUGACUGUUGAAUCAUUCAUCGAUUCGACUAUUUAUUAGGAUACAUAUUCAUUGAAUUUCUAGAUCAGAAACUACAAUUUCCAAGGUAAACCUGAAAAGUUUAACACUGUCGAUAUCACUUAAGAUGUUACCACCAUUAGUACUUUAACCUAAAUCAAUUUGGAUGAAAAUGCCUUCCCUUAUUCAAAAUCAGGAAUACAGAUCUUUUCAACUGAUGAUUAGGCUACUUUUGAUUUGGGUCAAGGUUGGUACUCUGGUUAAAUUGGAGAUUUCGAAAUUGAUUGCGAUCAGUGCGAAACCAAUGUUGAAUUGUAAAGCACUGUUGAUUUACUCAAUCCAAAGAUCUUUAAUGGUUAUGAGAUUAGAGAUCAUGUCAAAUACAAUGAUAAGUUUAAUAUCAUGUAAGCCACAACUGGAUUGAUAUUUGUUAAUCCUGACAACUCAUUGGCCUCAGUCUAUGAUUUCGAUCUCCCCAAUUUCGAAUAUCAAUGCUAUUAAGCCACUGUUUCUGAAGACAAAAUGGUUGUUUACUCAUUGUGUAAUGAUGGAACUGAAUUCACUGUUUAUGCCACCGGAUGCUUUUCCAUCACUGGCUGCUCUCCAUUGGGUGAAAAAUUCAAACUCGGAGUAGCUUCAAAAAUUCAAGUAGUAUCCAAUGAACUCUUGGUUGUUUUGCACACUGAUGCCGAUCAUCCAGAACUUAUUUAGGAUGGCAAAAUCGUUCUAUAUAGAAUUGCUAUGGGAUUAGACAACUGGAAACUUGAAGUCAUUGAAAUCAUCGAUUUGAAUUAUCUUAAUUCUGUAUUGGCAACUCCAUUGGAGGAUUUCAAACCAGCUGAUUUCUAAGUGGUUAAACAAAAAUCCAUAUCAAAUGGCAAAUAUUCUUAUAAAUUGUUCAUCAGUGAUGCAACUAGUGGUUUCAUUUUUAUGGAUUUCUCAUUUUCGGAAUUACCUGAAUAUUAGUUCUUGUCCAUUGAAUCCCUCAACCUCCACGAAUAUUUAAAUAGGCAAGUCGGUCAAUACACACUCCCAACAACUAAAUUCUUAUCAUUCCAAUUCGUUUGGGAUCCGAUCUACGAAUGGAGUUCAGACGAAUUGAGAGUCUACCCUCUGAUUUUGACAUCUGAUGUCUCAUAAUACGGGUUCAAGUUUGUCUUCUCUGCUCAACCUACCUCCAAUACCUUACUCAACAUUAAAGCCUUAUCUGCUGUCAUAGUCAAAUAUGGAGACUGGACUCCAAUGAAUAAACUAGCCAUCCAAAAUCAGAACUUACAAUUAGCCAUUCCAUAUUAUUAAAAAGAUUAAAUUGUUGUAGCCGUCUAUAAUAUAGAUAUAAUUAUAGAAAAUCCAUUCGCUACAGUUGUUCCCACAAUUAGUGUUGGCACCUAUGAAGUAUACUAUUCAGAAGGUCAGUGGUUAAGCCCAUUAAAUCUAGCUGUGUUCUUUUCCAAAAAGGGUUCAAUUCUUUUUGUAUCCCAAUUGUAAGGACCCCUUUAAAGUUACGGAAUCUAUAAAUCACCAAUUUUAACAUUGAAAAACCAAGACAGAGACUUAAAGAGCUAAGAUAUUACACUUUUUGUGAAGAAUAACUUUUAUGAAAACUAUUUAACAUUCAAAUUGUAUGUGCAAGAAGUUGAUAAUCAUGAAUGUACUGCAAAAAUCACAAAUCUCCAAAUUUACCCAUCUACAGGCGAAGUUUUAACAUGGAAUUUGUCAUAAAAUAUUUUCGAUGGUGUUUCUUUGAAAUAUCAUUAAGAAGACACUGAUGAUUUCACAAUCAUACAACCAACUACAUAGAUUGGAUAAUCGAUAGAUCAUAAAUAAGUUGCAACAUAAAUUGUAUCUGCAAAGGCACUGUUGACUUAGAAUGGGGCCUGGUCCAAUCAAUUUGGAUUCUUAAACAAGAUUGGAUCCAAGUAUUAAAUCCUCUAUUCAGACACUCCUGCAAUAAAUGCUGCUCCAUCAUUUAACCAAGUUCUUAAUGUUAAGAAGAUCGAUGCAAAUCUUAAUUGCUUAGACUUCGUACAAUUGUCCGUUACUAGUUUUGUUAUCGAUUGCUAAAUCCAAAAUAAUAAAUUCCUAAUAUUGAUCAAGGAUACCGAUGAAACCUAAACAACCCCAAUUGCAAACACUUAAUUAAAUAGAGCUUUAGGUACAUACAAGAUUAACGAUUUACAAUUUGUCGUAAGAGUUACAUUAUCUAUCACAAAUGAUGGACAAUUAGCCAAUGAUUCAUUUGUCGAACUAUUCUAAUAUGCCAGUGGUUAAUUACAAGCCAAGUAAACCUUAGACAAAUCUAAAUUAUCUACUAUCUAUGGAAAAUAAAUUGAUGAAUUGAAUAUCGUUGAUUUCAAGAUUGGAUUAAAUGGAUCGAUUUAUUUGUUAGAUGCCAAGCUGGGAAUCUUUGUUGUUAACUAUGAUAUAGAUUGGAAGUUCCAAAAAUUGAUCACAUUUAGAUUUGGUCAAACCUUUGCAUUCGACAGAACCAUACUCGAAAAUAAAGAGGAAGCAUUUGUAGUUUAAGGAUAUAAUUACUACAUAGUAAUUGAUUCUAAUGGACAAACCAAAAAGGUGUAAGAUUUGUAAUUCAAUACCAUCACCUACCCCUAAUCCAUAUCAGCAAGUGCCAACUUCGUUUUUGUCAAGCAUUAAUCAUCUUUAUAUGUCUAUCACUCUGAUGACUCUAACACUGGCUUGAUCGAUUUAAUUGAAUCACCCAAUCUUACUGCUAUUGUUAAUCCAUUUAUUCAAGAAAUCGUAACACUUUCUCUUCAAUCCUCUGCCAGAUGGAACAUAAGCUUAGGAUCACUGAAAUUCAAUGGAGUUAAUCAAGCAUCUUAAGGAUUCAAAGACUUAACCAUAAUAGCCACCUCAUAACAUAAAUUGACAUGUUCCACCAGGAUCUAAUAUCAAGUGAUUGAAAGUAGCAGUAAAGCUCCAAUCAAGAAAAAUAAGUCGGAUCAACCAUUCCCAUAAGUUUUCGAUGAUAUCUUUGAAUAGUUCUAAUUGGGUAAUCUAAUUUCGGGUCCAAAUCUUGAAUACAGCUUAUCAUUACCAAAAACGCCACUUGAUUUCAGUGCUUAAGUUGUCUAAAACAGAGAAAUAUAAGUUUCAAAUUGGCCCAAGACACCUUUAUAUAGUACUGAAUUGGUUGGAAAUGAUAGAGAAACUUUGUUCCAAAUUUUCCAGACAUAAGAUAAGAAGUUAACAAUUUCAAUUUGUGUUUUGACUGAUCAUAUUAAAUAUGUUUGCUAAGAUUAUGGAAAUGUUUAGCUUUAAGAAAAAAUAUCUGAUCAACUAUUCAGUAUAUGGUAAGAUAGCGACAACAUUGUGAGAUUCAUUACCAUUUCAACCUCAUAUAAAGUAACAAGUUAUCUAGCUCCAGACGGUAUUGUCAUUGAAGACAAAACAAUAUCAUUCGAAGAAAAGGAGGGUUAAUAAAUAGUAAGUAUCUUAAAUUAAGGAGAAUACUUAUUUAUAUUAUAAAAGAACGGAGUAUUAAAUAGUUAUUAAAGCGAAAAAUUCAGCUUUGUUAAUCAGAUAACUGGAAAUGCUUUGAUUGGAUAUGGUGGAUAAUGGAAGCCAAUUAAAUUGUAUGGUAAUAGAAUGUUAAAAUCAAACAUUGUAUUUGUUUAAAAUGAAAACAAUAUUGCUCUAAUUAAUUACAUUAACACAGAAUUCAUUUUCGUUAAACAAAUGGAUUAUACUUAAAAUACUGAAAUCCACAUUUCAGCCGCUAAAGAUUCAUUCUUUUUUGCAAACGAUAAGGAAAUAUUGGAAUACAAUUAUUCAAACCUUUUGAACAUUUUCAAAUCAAAGACAGUUGAAUUAUUUGGAUACACUAUUGCUACUCCAUUGACUGUUACAUCUUAAUUAUCAACUGGUAAUCUAGUCAUUAAAACAUCCAAAGCAUAAGAUAUCUAUUUAAAUAUAUUUAGACCAUCCCUUACAUAGCAUGAUACAUUCUAUUUAGCAUUUAAAUUAAAUGGUGUUAAAUAAGGAGAUCCAUUUUAAUUGUCUUUAGGAGGUUCUCUAUACAUCAUAACUCUUGCAAAUGGAGAAAAGAUUCAAUAAUUAAACUUUAUUUUAUUGAACCCUGAAUUAAUUGUUAUCCCAAUCAAAAAGCUUUAGAAAUUUGUUUCAAACUUCCAUGUUAUAAUGGAUAUUAUGAAUGGGGAUGACUAAACUUAAAAAGUGCAUUAUGAGUAAGAUAUAAAAGUAGCUAAUACAUUCACAAGUUUGAUAGUUAAUGAUGAAGAAUAUUUAAAAUCAAUCGAAAUAAAUGAAAAUGAUGGAAAAACUGAAGUAGCCAUUAGAUCUGAUUGGAUUGGAGGUUAAAUAAUAAGUACAGAAUUGUCUUAGUAAUCAAUCACUGAUGACAUAACACUUUUACCUUUUGUAAGCCAAGAUUAGGCAGUCUUAAUGGAUUAUUCAAUUUAUGAUGUUGCUAAACCUUAGGCUGUCACCUUUUUGCAAGCUUCAAACACAGUUUUGUCAUUCAAGGGAGACGACUUGAAAAAUGCUCAGCCUGUUUUGACAAAAUUGUCGGAGCACUAUAAAUGCUUCAGAUUAGAAGCCGAUAGCACAAGACUUUAUUCUGUUUGUAAUAAUGGUGUAGAAGAUUAAAUUUAAGUGGCUACUUGUGAUGAUAAAUAGAAAUGUUAAAGAGAAAAUGCUUACAUCUCAGCUCCAUUCGCAACUUAAAUUGCUGCUUUGGCUUAAGAUGUUAUUGUUGUUCUUCAUACUGAUUCAUUGAAUCCUGAAAACUAUGAUGGAUAUAUUACAAUUAGAAAAUUAGUAUAAACUGAUGGAAUCUGGUCAUCCACUACAUUAUUAACCAUUGAUUAUGACUUCAUUAAAUAGAAAUUUGGAGCAUAAGCACCUAAAUAGUUUAGACCAUCUUCAUUUAUCCAUUCACCAACAGGAAACAGUGUAUCUCUCUACUAUUUAUAAUUGAUUAUUACUGAUAGCGUUAAUGGUUUAUUGUUUGUAGAUUUAACUCUUUCAAAGACAACUUCAGAAUUGUAGUAUCAAUUUUCAGAAUAUAAACUUUUGAAAGAUUGGCUAAAUAUUGAUCAAUAUGCUACUGAUGAUACUCAUUAUUAUUAAGCCUAAAUUGUAACAUCAUAAGUUGAAUAUCCUACCAAAAAAACAUUAAAAUUAGCUCUUGUAACUGACAUUUCAUCCUCAUAUGUUUUUGAAUUAGUUUUUGCAAUUCAAGCCAAUGUUUCUUGUAAACUAAGCACAAUAAGAACUAUUUUUGUUUUGAAUAGAUAUGGUAAUUUCAAGGCAUUGAACUAUGUUUCAGCCUCAUCAUCCUCAAUAGCAAUCCCCUAUGUUAAUAACCUAGAGGUGAUCAUUGGAGUUUAUAAGAUUCCAACUGAUCUAUAGAAUGGUGCAGUUUAAACUAUAUAGGGAUCUCACACAUUUGCUCACUUUAAGAAAUAAAUCACUCCUCAAGAUUUCUUAAUUUAUAAUACAGACAGUCUAUUCUUGACAAGUACUACAUAAAUGGGAGUCUAUCAAAAUUAAGUUAGAUAUCAGUAAGUAUUGAAAUUCGGAGAACCUAAAAACUUGCAUAAUCAAAAGUUGACUUUGACAUUUUAGAAUGAUUUUAGAAGAGUAGUCAGAACUAUAGAUUUAUCCAUAAUACCUGUAAAUAAGGAUGAAUGCAAAACCAAGUUGACAGAUCUUAAGAUUUACCCAUCCCAAGGCGAAGUUAUGCAAUGGGCAUUGACUUAAAACUUCUUCGAUGGUGUUUCUCUGAAAUAUAGUGUAGACUAAGCUGACUUUUCAGUAGUUUAACCAUUGACUUAGGUUGGAUAAUCAGUUAAUCAUAUAUAAGUUGCAACAUAAAUUGUAUCUGCAAAGGCACUUUUGACUUAGAAUGGAGCCUGGUCCAAUCAAUUUGGAUUCUUAAAUAACGAUGGAUUAAAAUAUUCAAUUUACUAUUCAGACACUCCUGCAAUAAAUGGAGCUCCAUCUUUUAACCAAGUCCUUAACAUUAAGAAAAUGGUAGAGCAUUCCAUUUGCGGAGACUUUGUGUAGCUAUCUAAAACUGAAUUUGUUGUUGAUUGUUAAAUUAAUGAUAAUAAAAAUUUAAUUUACCUAAAUGGAAAUAUUGAAUUAAAUACAAUUAUGAUUGAAGAUACUUUAAUGAAAAGAUUAUUAGGAUCAUAUCAAAUCAAGGAAGUGAAAUAUGUUGUAAGAGUUGCAUUGUCAAUCACAAGCGAAGGUUAGUUGGCUCAUAAAUCAUACGUGGAAUUGUUUUAAAUAUAAAAUGAUGGCCCUAUACAUUUAGCAACAUUAGAUAAAGCUAAAUUAGCUGAAAUUACUUUCAAGUAAAUAGAUGAAUUGAAUAUCGUCGAUUUCAAGAUUGGAUUAAAUGGAUAAAUUUACUUAUUAGAUGCUAAGAUGGGAAUCUUUGUUGUAUAUUUCGAUAAAGUUUGGAAAUUCUCAAGAUUUAUUGAACAAAAGUUUGGCUAAGCCUUUGCAUUCGAUAGAGCCGUGCUUAGUAAUAAAUAGGAAAUAUUUGCAAUCAAGGGAUACAAUUACUAUGGAAUAAUUAAUAAAGAUGGAAAGAUAAUAAAAAUAUAGGAUCUUCCUUUUGCUAGUGUGACAUAUCCUUAACAGAUUAGAUUAAGUGGCAAAUAUGUGUUUUUACAAAAUCAAGGAAAUCUCUACAUCUACCAUUCUGAUGAGAAUAAUACUGGUCUUAUCGACAUUGUAAAUCUGACAAACUCAGCAGGAAUCGUAAAUCCUAAUAGUUAAGAAAUAGUAACUGUUUCAUUAACAUCCUCAUCAGCUUGGAGCUUUAGUUUGGGAUCCUUGAAAUUCAAUGGAAAUGCAUAAGCAAGUACUAAUUUCAAAGCUGUGACAAUUUAAGCCAAAUCUUAACACAAUCAAAUGUGUUAUUCUAGAAUUUACUAUCAAGUAUUGGCAAGCAAUAGUGAGACUAUCUACAAAAAGGUUGAGACUGAAACACCAUUCCCUAAUGUUUUAGAUGAGAAUGAUGAACAAAUUAAGUUAGGAAGUUUGGUAUCAGGUCCAAAUUUGAUAUAUGAAAUUGUUCAACCAAAAUCACCAUUUGCCUCAAGGUUGAAUCAAUUUUUAGGUGUUGCUGCAGACCCAGAUUUCGAUGUGAACGCUCAAAUUGCACAUUAGAGAUCUAUUCAAGUUACUAACUGGCCAAAGAAAGCAUUGUAUUAGACAUCCUUAGUUGCGAAUAAUUAAGAGACUCUUUUCUAAGUUUUCUAAUAAGAAGACAAGAAGCUUAUUAUUUAUUCUUGUGAAUUGGUUGAUCACGUAAAAUAUGAGUGCAAGGAGUAUGGUAAUUUGUAAGUGCAAGUGCAAUUAUCAGAUUAGAUCUUCAGCAUAUGGUAAGAUUCUGAUAAUGUCGUUCGUUUCAUUACAUUGGAUACACCAUUUAUCAUUAAAUUCUUGGAAAUUAAGAAUAAUAAGACUGUUUAAUAUGGAUCAAUCAAAUUAAAUGAAGCAGAAGAGAAGGAUGAAUUAAAAGCAGUAGCAUUCUAAAAUCAAGGAGAAAAUCUGUUUGUAAUUUAGGAGAGUGGAGUUUUAUCAUCAUAUUCUACUGAGUCUUUCUUAAUUAUCAACUCAAUUACAGGCUAAAACUUGAUUGGAUUCUAAGGAGAAUGGAAACCUAUUAAAUUAUACGGAAAUAGAAUUUUAAGACAAAAUGUUAUUCUUGUUCAAAAUGAGAAUAAUGUCGUGAUUAUCAACUACUAACACCAAGAAUUCAUUUAUGGAUCUAACAUUGCCUAUACCAAAGGCAACUAAAUAUACAUAGCCUAAGCUACUAAUUCAUUGUUCCUUGUCAAUAACAAAGACUUAAGUGAAUACAAUUACGAAUAAGUUAACAAUGUUUUCAAACAAAAGACUGUAGAACUAUUUGGAUAUCAAAUCACACAACCUUUGAGUGUCUCUUCACACUUAAAAACAGGUAUUUUGGUUGUUAGAACUACAAAGAAUGAAAAUGUUUACUUGAAUAUUUACAAACCAGAUCAAUUACAACACGAGACAUUCUAUUUGGCUGUUAAGAUUAAUGGCAAGGUAGAUGAUGCAUUUACAUUAUCUGUAAGUGGAUCAGACCCAGUAGGAUCAGCUUACAUAGUUGCCUUAGCCAAUGGCGAAGCUGUUUAAUAAUUGGAAUUUGUUGUACUUGAUCCAGAAUUGAUUCUUAUACCCAAUAAAUAAAAACAAAAGUAUCUUACUGAUUAUGAAGUUUCAAUCAAUGUUAAGAAUGCUGAUUCAUAAAAUAACAAUAUCCUUCCAUUCACUUAAAAGGUCAAGGUAAUCAAUACAUUCACUAGUUUAAUUGUUGAUGAUACAAAGGCAACUUAAUAAAUUGAAAUUGAAGCCAAGCAAAAUUCAACUGCUGUCAAGUUGACAAAUGGAUGGAUUAGUGGAUAGUAGGCUUAUUGUACAUUAACAUAAGAAAAAGCUAACGAUAUUGUCGUUUAAUCAUAUCUCUACGAAACAAAGAACUCUGCAUUGAAGAAUUAUUAAUUCAAAGACGCUUAAGCCUUCUAAAAGAAUGUUAUCUUUUAAGCUAUGAAUAACGUACUCUUAAUGAAAGACAACAAAUUAGAAGAAAGCACACCUCUUCUUGAGGCAUUAGGUCAAGAAUAUGAUUGCUUCAGAUUAACAUCUUUUGAAAAGUCAAUAUAUUCUGUUUGUAAUAAUGGUGUAGAAGAUUAAAUUUAAGUGGCUACUUGUGAUGAUAAAUAGAAAUGUUAAAGAGAAAAUGCUUACAUCUCAGCUCCAUUCGCAACUUAAAUUGCUGCUUUGGCAUAAGAUAUUAUUGUUGUUCUUCAUACUGAUUCAUUGAAUCCUGAAAACUAUGAUGGAUAUAUUACAAUCAGAAAAUUAGUAUAAACUGAUGGAAUCUGGUCAUCCACUACAUUAUUAACCAUUGAUUAUGACUUCAUUCAAUAGAAGUUGGGAGCAUAAGCACCUAAAUAGUUUAGACCAUCUUCAUUUGUUCAUUCAUUAACUCAUUCUGAUGAUAACUCACUUUCAGUUUAAUUCAUUAUUUCUGAUAGUGUAAAUGGUUUAGCCUUUAUUGAUUUCAGUUUCCCUAAGAAUACAUAUGAGCCCAAAUAUUUAUUCAUGGAGUAUUAGUUACUUUAAAAGUGGCUGAAUGAUAACAAACAUUAUGCUAAUGAUAAUACACAUUACUAUGCUAAUAAAAUUGUUGAAGAAUCCAUCAAGGAGAAAAUCAAGAGCAUCACAUUAGUAGUAGUUACUGAUAAUUCAUCAUCUUAUGUUUUCAAUCUCUAAUUUGCCAUAUUAGACAAUUAAUCAAACAAGUUAACAAAAACAGAAGUUAAAGUGGCUUUGAAUAGAUACGGAACAUGGAAGGCAUUAAACACAGUUGCUGCCAAUAAAUAAUCAGUUGUUGUAGCCUUUUACAAUAAUUCAAAAGUCGUCGUUGGUGUUUAUCACAUCACUGAAAAUGCUAUCUCUGUAAUAAAUGGAUCAUUUUCAUUCACAACACAAGGAGUUUAAAAACUGGAACCAGUUGAUUUCCUCCUUUAUUUACAAGAAUCUUCUUUGAUAGCCAGCAAAGUCAGCAAGGGCUUGUAACAAUAUGAGAUCAGGAACGAUAUCACUUUAAGCUUCGGAGAGAGUGCCAAGUUGGAAAACCAAACCUUAACCAUAACAUUUUCUAAUGAUUACAGAUAAGUGUCGAAAUAAAUUAAAUUGAGUAUCAAACCAGACGAUGGAGGAGAUGAUGAUGAUAGCUCAGGCUCUAAUGCUUGGUGGAUAACCCUUGUAGUUGUUGGAUCCUUAAUCGUACUAGGAUUAAUUGGAUUUUUCUUCUACAAAAAGAGAAAAGACAACGAAGAGGAAUAAGAAGAUUAAGACACUGGAUAUGCACCUCUAAAUUGA